AUGACGAAGCGUGAGGUUCCCCAGGAGCAUUCUCAUCGCAACGUCAAUCUCGCUGUCAACACCCUAUUGCAGCAGAACAACCCCGCCAACAUCCAGGACCCUGUCUUUGCUUUACUCGGAGCAGCGGCAGCAGCAGAAGGAGCUGGUGACAUUGCUGAUGCUGACUGCCUUCAGCUAGCCGUAGCCGACCAGGCCUUUACCAACGCCAAAGAGGCUGGUGAUGUGGAGGGUAUGACUAUGGCGCUUAUAUACCGUGCCUUGGAGCGCAACACUGGCUCUGUCGGCCUGAAGUCUGUUCCUUGCGAAUCGAUUCAGGCAGUCAACCCAGAAAUUGCCGCACUCCAGCAGCACCAGGACCCUGCUGCUGAUGGCGCGCAAGCGCUCAACAAGCAAAUUGCUGAAGAACUUGCACGCCAAAUUGCUUCCAUUGGUGGCGACCCAUCGAUGGCAAAUGAGGCUUCCACAUUUGCCCCUGGCGAGAUUGGCGACCCUACCGGAGCUGGAAACACUUGUGAUGACGCCACUGAUGAUGCCGGAUGUAUCAACACCCUUGGGCUCCGUGUUGACGACCUCAGUGAGGCCGAGAUCGCUGCUGCGGUCGCUGAUGUUAAGGGAGCUGCAAAGGGAGCUGCAGCCGACAACAAGAAUAACAACAAGGACGAUAAAGCUGCGCAAGAGCAGGCUGUUGCUUGCGGAAACGAAGCUGCUGCCAGUGCGGGCCAUGCUGCUGCCGCCAAAGAUGGCGCUGCUGCUGCCAAAGGUGACGCUGUUAGCAGCAAGGCGAGCGCAGACUUUGGCAACUGCGACCCUACAAUUGUCUUCGGCCUCCCAUCCGAUGGUCGCAAGGAGGAUGCUUUCGAGCCUUCGGAUCUGACUACCUUUAACCAUGGCUCGGCCCAGAAGAUUGCAAUCAUCUCCGACUUCAUCUGCUCCCAGCUUGCCAACAAGUGCGGUGCAAGCGCCUCAGCUGUCAGUACCUGCGAUGCUGCAGCAUCUGCCGCUAAUGGGCUUAAGGGCCAGGCGGCUGCGACUGCCUUCAACACUGCUCUUGGGUUGUAA
Messenger RNA from Bipolaris sorokiniana ND90Pr, 1059 nucleotides. RefSeq lists its product as uncharacterized. The transcript is spliced from 2 exons. Bases 1 to 1059 code for a protein of 352 amino acids. Lineage: Eukaryota; Fungi; Ascomycota; Dothideomycetes; Pleosporales; Pleosporaceae. The record is from RefSeq and is a predicted model, not a curated record.